Rhincodon typus (whale shark) is the source of this 3666-nucleotide messenger RNA. Its product is annotated as phosphatidylinositide phosphatase SAC2. The coding region runs from base 106 to 2562 and encodes 818 amino acids. Gene Ontology annotation, biological process: phosphatidylinositol dephosphorylation; regulation of endocytic recycling. The transcript is spliced from 13 exons. Gene Ontology annotation, molecular function: phosphatidylinositol-4-phosphate phosphatase activity. Lineage: Eukaryota; Metazoa; Chordata; Chondrichthyes; Orectolobiformes; Rhincodontidae. The record is from RefSeq and is a predicted model, not a curated record. Gene Ontology annotation, cellular component: early endosome; clathrin-coated endocytic vesicle.
GAGAAAAGCAGCCCAGAAAGUCCAUCACAGGAGCAAUGUGUGGAUGACAUCCACCCGAGGUUUUUGGUGGCAAUUAUUUCGCGGAGGAGUCGACACAGAGCAGGGAUGCGUUAUAAACGGCGUGGUGUGGAUGAAAAUGGGAACGUGGCAAAUUAUGUGGAGACAGAGCAGUUAAUCCACGUCCACAGCCACACGCUCUCAUUUGUCCUUACCCGGGGAUCAGUACCAGUAUUUUGGAGUCAGAUUGGGUAUCGAUACAAUCCUCGGCCACGGUUGGACAAACCUGAGGAGGAGACGACCAGUACGUUUGCCGCACACUUUGAAGAGCAGCUGAAAAUUUAUAAAAAGCAGGUUAUUGUCAGCCUUGUAGAUCAGACUGGAAGAGAGAAAAUAAUUGGAGAUGCCUUUCUUCGACAAGUUUUGUUGUACAAUAACCCAAGCCUUACCUACGUGACUUUUGACUUCCAUGAGCAUUGGGUUGACCAGGCAGGAGAGAUUUGCAAACAGGAAGGAAUCUUCAGAGUGAACUGUAUGGAUUGUUUGGAUCGGACAAACGUGGUUCAAGCUGCAAUUGCUCGAGUGGUCAUGGAACAGCAGUUAAAGAAAUUGGGGGUUAUGCCACCUGAGCAACCCCUGCCUCAGAAAUGCUAUCGGAUUUAUCAGAUCAUGUGGGCCAACAAUGGCGAUGCCAUCAGCAGGCAGUAUGCUGGGACAGCAGCUUUGAAGGGCGACUUUACAAGAACUGGAGAACGAAAGCUUGCAGGAAUGAUGAAAGACGGUUAUAACUCUGCCAAUCGGUAUUAUCUCAAUCGCUUCCGUGAUGCAUAUCGACAAGCUGUCAUAGAUCCAAUGCAGGGCAUCCCAGUGACUGAAGAUCUCUAUUCCAUCUUUAGCAAGGAAAAAGAGCAUGAAGCUUUGCAAAAACAGAACCAGAGAAGCCAGCAGGAACAGUUCAGUCUCCUCUUGCAGAAUUAUAUGAAAAUGCUAUUACCGGACGAUGAGAAAUUCCAUGGAGGCUGGGCUGUGAUAGAUUGCGAUCCCAGCCUUAUCGAUGCCACCCACAGAGAUGUUGAUGUGCUUCUCCUCCUCUCCAACUGUGCCUACUACGUGGCCUACUACGACGAAGAGGUUGAUAAAGUGAAUCAGUAUGAAAGAAUGAACUUGGAAGAUUUGGAGAAGAUUGAAAUUGGUCCAGAACCAACUUUCUUCGGGAAGCCCAAGUUCACUUGUAUGAGGCUGCACUACAAACACAAUGGAACUAGUGGAUACUUUCAUACACUCAGAGCUGUGAUGCGAAACCCUGAGGAGGAUGGGAAAGACACCCUUCAGUGCAUUGCUGAGAUGCUUCAACUUACAAAACAGAGCCUGGGAUUAGAUGUGUCAAUUGUAGAAAAGAAGUUAGAAAGGAAGCACAGUAAACCACAUGAAGAUAUCCUUGGCAUCCGAUCCAAGAGUCAAGCUUCAAGCAGUACAAGCCUAACUCAAGGCAAGAACUUUCUUAUGAACAAGUUUUCUUCUCUCAAUCAAAAAGUAAAGCAAACAAAAUCCAACGUGAGCAUUGGAAGCCUUCGCAAACUUGGCAACUUUCCAAAGCCAGAGAUGAAGGUCAAUUUCUUAAGACCAAACCUGCGAGUGAAUCUGUGGAAGUCUGAUAGUAGCUUGGGGAGCUCUGAUUCACCAGUGGUAGUCUCUAAAGACGAUUCUGAUUCUGACAUAGAGAUCUCUUCCAACUCGGACUCUUUUGCAUCAGAUGGUUUCCUCUCCAAUUCGAAAUCAGAUGAUGAAUGUCAGCUGACAGACUCUGAAGAUGUAGGGCAGUGCGAUUAUGUUCUUCCCAGUUGUGGUAUUGUUGUUACAGGACCUCGGUCACGAUUAGGCAGUCGAUCGCAAUCUAUUAGCAGUUCAGAUUUUAGUAUUCCAAGUAAUCCUUCAGAAAUGCACAUAGCUCAGUGUGAUUCUGAACAUAUGAGUAAAGACAUGAUUGAUGUCCAGCUUUCUGGCAAAGCACCAAAUGCGGAUGAAGGUAUCCUGGUGGAUUUCAACACUCCCACUGAUGUUUACUGUCACCAGUUUAUCCAAGAUGCACAGCACAAAGAUCCAGAGGCUCCUGUUGGAAACUAUGCUUUCCGUCAGCAACAACUUGAACAAAGCAAUACUAUCUUGGGCACUAAAUCUGAACCAGAGAUGGUGGAACCACUUUUAUCAAGACCCUCCAAGCUGGAUGUACCCUCAGCUACCUCGAAUCAGUCGUUACUUUCAAUAGAACCUGCUGUGUCAUCUGAUAACAGUUCAACCUGUGUACUCCAUUCACCUGACGUGGAGACUGGUUUACAAGCAACUCCCUCAGCAGCAGAUGACUCGGGGAGCAGGGCUGUUUCACCAUUUGCUAAGAUCCGAAGCUCUAUGGUCCAGGUAGCAAGCAUGACCCAAGCAGGACUGCUUCAGGGGGUAAACUUUGCAGUGGGAAAAGUUCAGCGCACUCCUGAUAGUGGAAACGAAGGGCAGCAUCCGCAACUGACCGAUAUGUUUACACAGUGUCGGACCAGGAUAAUCCAAAUUUAGCUACUGAUGGGUCCUUUCCAACCUUGACUAGAUUUAAUAUUUUUAAAGUUAUGACCCAAGACCAGGUGCCCUUUAAAAUGAUCUGUAAUUUUGUAUGCUGCCUUUAACAAGGCAUUUGAGGUUUUUUGAUGGUCAGUGUAAAUGAAUCUGGGUAAUCCUGGAUCUUUUUGUUUAAGCUACUGCAGCACUAACUACUGAACAGGCCAAUGUGCAAUAUUAAUUGUGGUAGUACAUAUUAGGCCAGGGCCAUUUGUAAUCCUAGUUAAUUGUAAUGGGCUAACCCAAAAUGUUCCAGAUGGCUUUAUCUACUGUAUAACUAGAGGGGAGUUUUUAUGCUACAUGUAACGUAAACACAUCAUGCCACACAACUUAAGAACUUGCAGUUAGUUUGUGUUGCACUGAAUUGUAUUAGUGGGAUAGUGAGGUGUAUUUUGGUGUAGUUUGUCUUCUCUGCCGUACAGGGAAACUGCCACAGGGUUGGGGAGAAUAGAUUUAGACUGAACAAAGCACUCCAUAAAGAGGUUUCAAUUUAUUGAUUACUUCUCAAUUCUUAGAUACCAUACGUAAUAGCUCCAGUUCAAGGGACUUGAAUAUCUUGAUAACUUCACUGAAGUAUUACACCAUUGUCUAAAUUACCAAGAAAAUGAGUAUUAUUUUCCUUGAUUUGUCUCAUUACUGAAAAAAAAAGGUCCUAAUGAAAGUUUACCCACAGCUAAGUGAAGGGGCUUGAGAAAGCUUGAUUUCAAUCUGAUGUCGCAUUAAUAGGAUCCUAUAGCUAGUGCCUGUAUUUUCCAUAGAUGUACUGUAGCUAGAUUGUUAACGUGACAUAAAAAGCAAGUUCCUGAACAUUGUCUUAAUUGUGAUUUGAUAUUAGUCUCUGUUGCAGAGAAUUUCUAAGCAAAUUAAACCAUUUAUUCCUGUAAUAAACUCCUGGUAUUAUCACUUUUAAAUAUUUAAAUGUGCAUAUUUAUUCAUGUUGUUUUGUCACAGUGUGGUUUCUUUGGAAUGUUUAAAAACCAUUCACAUAUGCUUCAAAGCAGAUAUACUCCAAUGUAUUUUGACAUGAGGGAUGUACAUUAUUUUAAUAAAAAAUAAAGCAAAACA